GUACUCCCUGAGCGGCACCUGAAGUGAAUAGCGAGCGAGUGCUCUUCUCGCAGCCAGUCGGCGCCCACUUUCCACUCGCGAUGUUUGUGUUUUCGUUGUCGUCGGCUCUGAUCUACCUCGCCGCGGCUAGACUCGCCUCCGGCUUGCUAGGUGAGCCUCCACCCGCACUAUCGGAGGAAGUGGCGCGAGUGGCGAUGCCCCCCGAGGUUCAGCCAGGCAACAUCAGGAGAGUUCUGGACCAGGUUCUCAGCCACAUGCUUUUCAAGCACCGCAGCGGCCGAAAGUCUGUCUGCUAUGGUCUGCUCGGAUGCUUCCACGUUUCUGGGAAGUUGGCGCAUUUACGCUCGGUGCCGGAGAGCCCAGAGAAGCUGGAGACCAAAUUUUACCUUUACACAAACGGCGGCCCCGAGACGCGCGAGCAGCGAUCGAUCGGUGUCGAAGAUGAGGCAGAAAUGCUGGACUACUUUAGCUACCAGAAACUGUCGCUUUCCCAUUUCGACCCGACGAAGCCAACGAAAAUCCUGCUUCACGGAUACAAAGGGCGAGGAGACGGCACCAACGCCAGGAGGAUCAGAAACGCCUUUCUCGAUCGCGAAAACGUGAAUGUUAUUUCUGUGGACUGGUCCAACGGCGCCAAAGGGCCCAAUUACCUCCGCGCCGUGGCGAACGCAGAGCUCGUGGCGCGACAAAUGGCUCGGCUCAUCGUGGAAAUGAUCGCGUUGGGUGCAAAUCCCAAAGACAUUCACAUUGUAGGAUUCAGCCUGGGCGCACAAGUUGCCGGCAUGGCUGGCGGAGAAGUGCAGAAGAUGGGAUUCAAAAUAGGAAGAAUCACAGGUCUGGAUCCUGCGUCCUUCACCUUCGAGAGGGCUGGCCUGGAUGCCGACAAGAGACUUGACUUAACUGAUGCCGAAUUUGUGGACGUGAUCCACACGGACGGCAGUUUGAUUUGGUCCGACGGUUUCGGACUUUUAGCGCCUGUGGGACACGUCGACUUCUACCCCAACGGUGGCCAGGACCAGCCUGGCUGCAAAGACAGCUACGUUGGUGCACUCACCUUCCAGCUCAGGGUUCUUUCAGCGCAAAACAUGAACAGCACGCACCUGUGCAGCCACGCGAGGGCCGUCGACCUGUUCAUAGAGUCGCUCGACCCGUCCUGCCAGUUCCUGGCCUUCCCUUGCCCCGGGCUCAGACAGUACGGAAGGGACUUCACGCACGGCAACUGCUUCACCUGCGGCGAUGGCAGUUCGUGCGGCGAAAUGGGCAUCAAAGCGCCCCAAAGAAGCGGCCGAGGAGCCCUCUACUUAGCCACGCGUGCUACGAAACCCUAUUGUGGACAACAGAUCAGAACGUCUGUUGAGAUUUCCCCGAGUUCAAAGCUGACAAGAGGCACUAUGUACUUGCAGCUGCACCACAGCUCAACCGUGACGACAUUUGAGCUCAGCUCCUCACGCUUGGGCUCUCAAGCUUUGGACAUGAUUAGCGGUGGACAAGAGCUGAGUGCCAUCGCCGUGGCGAAUGCUCACAGUAUAACUUCAGAAAAGACGCCGAUUUUGUAUGCUGCGUUGAUUUUCAGGCCGAAAACAGGGCCGGCUGGAGUAAUUACAAGCCAACAAGUUAUGCUGGACAGAAUAACAGUCACAAACCAAGACAAGCAAAGGUGGUACUUCUGUGGCGGAAAUACAACAGUCAAAUACUCCAAUACGCAAAAGAAUAAACCCCUAAUUCUGAAAUUAGACCAAAUCCGCUGCUGAUACAAAUGACUGAUCUCUUCUAUUUCUAGGAGUGAGAAAAAACUAAAAUAAUUCCGCAUCUUGCUUGCUGGUUAGUGAUUCUAUUUUUGGUACAAAUCCAUGACUUUGUAUUUGUAAGACGUUCACAGAAAAACGUCAACAUUUUAAGACAUUGUGUAGAAUUUAAGGUACAAAAUAAAUUUAUAGUUAAGUUGAA
Molecule: messenger RNA, 1947 nt
Organism: Cloeon dipterum
Lineage: Eukaryota; Metazoa; Arthropoda; Insecta; Ephemeroptera; Baetidae
Product: pancreatic lipase-related protein 3-like
Exons: 10
Coding region: 81-1751 (556 amino acids)
Biological process (GO): lipid catabolic process
Molecular function (GO): lipase activity
Source: RefSeq, a predicted model, not a curated record